UCUGUUUCCAAAGUUAACGGUCACCAACAAAAUAUUAUCCAGUUAUGAUUGAAACUUGGAUCAAGAACUGGCGUCUCAUUUUUUUCUUCUUUUCUCUCAUCAAAUGGCCUUCAAUCUGCUCAAAUUUCAUUCCCAAAUAACUGAAGCUGCUAGACUCUUUUUCCUUAAUCCACAGCCCACCAAAAAUUUCUUCCCUCUCCUUCCAGUUCCGGCCUCUCAGAUCCUCCAAAAUCCCCAUUUCCAGGUCUCCUUCUAUCCUCAUGCAACUCACAAAUUAAGAAAAAUCCCUUUUAUAGUUCGUUCUUCUCUGUCUUCUUCAACUCCACCCACCUCAAAAGACGAUGCCAUUUCCCAGGCCAAAACCUGCCUCUGUACCACACUCGAAAAGCCCAUCAACAACAUUAGGUUUUCCGGCCGGAUCAUCAAGAAGGCAAAGCAACCCAGAUUCCGAGUGGAAAUUCCGGUCAUUGAUGAAUCGGCCAAGUCUCUGACGGAGCUCGCUUUCGAGGUAUUUGGGGACCUACCCAUUAAGAGAAAAGGGUCCCCUGUUAAAAUCGUACUUAUUUGGUCUAGCCCCUCCUUGGCUGAAGCUGCUAGUAAAGCCUUUCAGUCUCGCUCUUCUGAUCAAAUUGAACAAGUAGAUGUUUCCUCAGUUGAUGGAUUAGAUGCAAGAACUUUGAGUUCUAGUGAUGUGGCAGUGUUUUUGGGGCUAGAAUCUUCCCAAAUUCAAACUUUAAAGAGUGUUACAGAUGGGUUUUAUCCUAAGCCAGUGGUGAUUUUCAACCCCAAAUGGGCAUUUGAGGAAGAGAGUGAAUUUGGUGAGCUGAGUGGAUUUAUUGGGUCUUUUGAGGUGAUUUAUUCCUUCAUGGGGUUGGAAGUUCAAGGGAUUUUGAACAAGAGAAAAGGGGUGAUUUUCAAAUGUGUGAGAAAUGGAGUUUUGAGUGGUGAGCUAUGGAAUGUGCUUGUUGAAGAGGAAGGAGGAGAAUUGAAAGCGGUUUCAAAGUUCAAGGCGCGACCAUCCAUUGCAGAAGUUGAGAAUGUGUUGUACAAUUUGAUGGCUAUGAACUCACCUAUCACCAAGUCUGCAAAGUUCUUGAGGGACUUGGUCUCAAACGUAACUGGAAAAAACUAUUGAAGAACUGAUGAUGUUUAAUGGUAGGAGUUGAUUUGUUUUUAUAUGAGGUACACUCCAAACAGUUUCCAAAGUUGGUAUGCUUGUUGAGUGUUUGGAGGUAUAGAAGAUAGAAGAAUCGACAAUUUUGGGCCAUUGAGGAAGUGCAAAGGAAAAAACUUAUAUCUUAUGCUUCUAGAACUUACUUAGGCUGCACAUUUUAAGUUAGGCAUAGAGAAACUCAAAAUAAAGAUGGAACAAAUUAUCUUUAAGCAUACGUACUGAUGGGUUUGCUUGUAAUGAAUUCUACAUUUGACAUAAAAGUUAAAAUCUUCAUGAUAAAAUAUGAAUGGCUGACUUCUUUUAUAGGAUACUACAUCCCUUGAUAAACUUAUCUUUUUGGUCUCUGUCUACUUCAGUUUCUGCUAUUCUUGUUUUUAAAUUUAUUGAUGGUAAGACAUCCCAGGAAAGUGGAGCAAAUUUGUACUGAUAAAUCUUAAUUGGGAAAGGAUAAUCUAUUUUUA
Molecule: messenger RNA, 1635 nt
Organism: Benincasa hispida (wax gourd)
Lineage: Eukaryota; Viridiplantae; Streptophyta; Magnoliopsida; Cucurbitales; Cucurbitaceae
Product: plant/protein (DUF1995)
Cellular component (GO): chloroplast
Source: RefSeq, a predicted model, not a curated record